AUGACGAAGAUUUAUUUACUUAUUUCUUUGGUCAUUCUACUGUUUGUGAAUGUGUGUUGGUGCCAGUGCCGUUGGGCAAACUGGCAGGGCUCGUUUGACAGAGCAGGAUGGUCCAAGUGUGGAUCAACUACUGAAUACCUGACAGGUUUUUAUCGAAACUCUAAGAGUGCAAGCGACCCUAUUCAUCUUCUGGAUAAGGGAAACUGUUGCAAUGCUCCUGCACCAAACCAGAAUCGGGCUUCAACGUGCCAAAACGCAAACUGGUGGAGACAGUUGGACAGGAAUAAUGAAUGGGCAUUUUGUCCGACAGGAUACUUCUUGCAGGGAUUAUACCGCACUAGUAACCACAACAUUCACAACAUUGAGGAAGGUCGUUGCUGUAAACCCAAUAACCUGCCAAACAGCUAUCUCCACUGUUACACUCACGACGUCAGCAAAUCAUUCGACAACAAAGGCUGGAGUAAAUGCGACAGCCAAUACUACUUGAGGGGCUUUUACAGGGGAGGUUGCGAUAAGUUGCACUGCAUAGACCAAUUCCAGUGUUGCAUGAUGUAUGAUGGCUGCAAAUUUGCGAAUUGGUGGAAAAGUUUUGAUAGAAAGGGCUGGGCCCAGUGCGACUCUAAGCAAUAUAUCACUGGACUUUGGAGAAAUGUUAACUUGGGCUCAAGAGAUGAAAUCUACUUAUUGGAGGAAGCUAAGUGUUGUUCAGCUCCUGCUCCAUUCCAGAACGUCCAAUCGACAUGUAGAGAAGCCAAUUGGUGGAGUGUUCUUGACAAAACAAAUACGUGGGCGGUCUGUCCACUUGGUUACUUCCUACGAGGCUUCUACCGAAAUGACGGUGCUUGGCUGCAUCACAUUGAGUUGGGUAAAUGCUGUAAGCCGAACACUUUCCCAGACAGGUAUGAAGACUGCUACACCGAGAAUGUCCGCAUUUCGUUUGACAAAAGAGGUCUCAGCCAAUGCAAAAGACAAGGAUACUAUUUAGCCGGAAUUUACAAAGGAGGAUGUGACAAACUGUUCUGUAUAGAGUCUUUCAAAUGCUGUAGGAUGAAUAUAGAUGAAUGCAGAAUUAAAAAUCCUUGUCUUAACGGUGCAGUGUGCUCCGACCAACCAGGAAGUUACAAGUGUACAUGUAAAUCAGGAUACCGAGGAAAAAAUUGCGAAAACGAUGUAAACGAGUGUGUGAAUAACCCAUGCAAGAACAGAGCUGCCUGUGUCAACCUUAAAGGAAGUUAUCGCUGCGAUUGUAAAUUUGGCUAUAUCGGAAAGAAUUGUCAAAUUGACAUAAACGAAUGUACGAACAAUCCAUGCAAGAACAGAGCAAACUGUGUCAAUCUCAAAGGAAAUUACCGCUGUGACUGUAAAGCUGGAUAUACCGGAAAGAACUGUGAAACAGAUAUAAACGAGUGCCAAAACAAACCGUGCAAAAAUAGAGCCGCCUGUGUCAACCUCCCUGGAACCUAUCGCUGUGAUUGUACACCUGGAUACACUGGAAAGAACUGCGAAACAGAUGUCGACGAAUGCGCUAAUACCCCAUGCAAGAACAGAGCUGCCUGUGUCAACCUCCCAGGAAGUUACCACUGUAAUUGUAAAUCUGGAUUUACGGGGAGUAACUGCGAAACAGAUAUAAACGAAUGUGCAAAUAAGCCAUGCAAAAAUGAAGCUGCCUGUAUCAACCUCUCGGGAACAUAUCGCUGUAAUUGUAAAUCUGGAUACAUUGGAAAGCACUGUGAAACAGAUAUAAACGAAUGCAAUAAUAAUCCAUGCAAGAAUGGAGCGACCUGCGUAAAUCUUCCAGGAAGUUAUCGCUGUUAUUGUACGCUAAAAUUCCGUGGUACUCGUUGCGACAUCUUGGCAGCACCCACCGAUCAAUGCGAGGACUAA
Pocillopora verrucosa is the source of this 1884-nucleotide messenger RNA. Lineage: Eukaryota; Metazoa; Cnidaria; Anthozoa; Scleractinia; Pocilloporidae. The record is from RefSeq and is a predicted model, not a curated record.